AUGGCGCCACAAAAGACGAUCCUCUUCAUUGAUGCUUAUGAUUCAUUCGCCGAGAACAUUGCUGCUCUGCUUCGCCAGCAACUUAGUGUGCAGGUCACAUUGAUCAGAAUCGACUGUGACAUUUCGGUGCAGUAUGAGCAAGGGUAUCAAGAGUUUUUCACCGGUUUUGAUGCCGUAGUCCUGGGUCCUGGUCCUGGCAAUCCUUACAAUAACUUGGAUGUCGGCUUGUUCAACCAUGUUUGGGAGUGGGCGCCACUCCUCAACAUACCGGUACUCGGGAUCUGCCUUGGAUUUCAAAGUCUUUGUGCCCAGUAUGGCCUACCGAUUGUUCGAAUGGGACUCCCCUGUCAUGGACAUGCCAAAGAUGUGCUUCACACCGGGACCGACAUCUUUGCCAAUUCGACGCAUGUCGUUGCAACUAACUACAACAGUCUUGGCGUCAGAGUUAAGGACUUCAAGCUCGAUAUCACCAGGAGCCGACGGACUUCGACUGGAUCUCUCGAAAGCUUUGUUUCCCUUCAAAGCCUACAAUCUACUGAUUCGGCCUCUUCUGCUCCAACCGGCAGCAAGGCUAUUGUGCGCCCAGCAGAACACCUAGAACUUCUAGCAUGGGACAAGGAUGGAUGGGUGAUGGCAGUGAAGCAUAAGGAUCACCAUUUUCACGGUGUUCAAUUUCACCCGGAGUCGUGCAAAUCCAACUCUGCUUGCUUGGACCUGAUCAAACAAUGGUGGUCUUCUGCAACAGAGCACAAUGCGGAGCACCAACGACCUGUCUUGAUAUCCGGCCAGGUCGAGACCUCCAAAACCCCCGACAACACCUACUUGGACCAUUCUCCUUCAGAAGAAGGGCCUCACGAUGCCGAAUGGAUCAAUUCAACCGAACCUCCACGUGAUGUCGGUGCCGUCGAAGCAGAUGUAAAGGAUCUCAGUGACUCCAGUCAACGCCUUCUCGAUCUUCUCCAUGGGCUUGUAAGCACAAACAACGGCACCAUAGUAUCCGCAAGCAUACCUUUCGACCCUGAACAUCGCAACCUUACUGAUUUAUGGCGACUUCGAGGUUCAGAAACCCCUCUGGUGAUGCUGGAGUCAACAAAGAGAGGACGAUACAGCAUCUAUUCGUGCAAUGAUUCGUCAAACUUUCGAAUUGAAUAUCUCAACGGUGAAUGCUCUCUAUAUGUGGGCUAUAAAACUGUGGCAAACGCGUCCGUUGCAAUUGACCGGGCCGAAAUGGUCAAAGUCCUGGAAAUCUUCAUGUGCAGCCAGCAAAUCAACGACGACAGCUCUGAUAUUCCAUUCAGAGGCGGACUCGUGGGGUUUCUAUCCUAUGAGUUUGGAAUUGAUUCCCUUAGUCUGGACGCUCGAUAUAUGGAAGGCGAGCGCCUCAUACCAGAUCUCAGCCUCUUGUGGGUUGACCGCAGCAUCGUCGUCGAUAACGAAACCAAGCGUGUGUACAUUCAGUCAAUUCGAGGGGUUUCUUCACUACGAGGCUGCAACGAUGGUGCAUGGGUUGCCGAAACGAGCCAUUUGCUACAGAGAAAUGAGCCAACCGAUCCGAUCAAAUCAGGACCCAACGAUAGCAUGCAACUGCACCUCGCACUAUCAUCUUCCACGUUUUCAAUGCCUGACCAUGAUCGGUACAUUGCCCAAAUUCGUGAUUGUCAGGCCGAACUCCUAGCCGGAAAUUCUUACGAACUCUGUCUUACGACCGAAGCGACGGUGACCUCUCCUAAGAAUGAAUCCGAAGUGGAUCACGAUUAUUCUUUCCUCUUGUACAACAAUAUUCAGCGCCACAACCCCGUCCCGUUCGCCGCUUACAUACGUCUCAAUAAGACCACAAUUCUUUCGUCUUCCCCAGAACAGUUCCUCUCCUGGUCUCGAGCCGGCACCAUUGACAUGGUUCCAAUGAAAGGCACUGUCAAGAGAACUCCCGAAAUGACACUCGAGAAAGCUACUGAGAUUCUCUCCUCUGCCAAAGAGUCCGCCGAGAAUCUCAUGAUCGCUGAUCUUAUUCGUCAUGAUUUGUACACUGUGGUUAGCCGAGAUGCUUUGGUUGAAGUGGUCCGUCUGUGCGACGUAGUCACCACAGAGACUGUAUACAGCCUCGUGUCUCACAUCCGCGCACAUGUGCCUAUCCCUGCUGGAACUUCACGGGACUCUUCAGCGUCUAUCACGCAGAUGAUCAAAUACGGCAUCCGUGCGCUGACUACUGCUCUACCACCCGGAAGUAUGACGGGCGCACCCAAGAAACGAUCCUGCGAGAUCCUUCACCACCUUGAACAACGACACAGAGGCGUCUAUUCCGGGGCAAUAGGCUACAUGGACGUCACUGGCAAUGGCGCUUGGUCUGUCUGUAUUCGCACAGCAUUCUCUCACGCAGACGAGGACGUUCCCGCGCGGGAUGAACAAAGCCCAGCAAUGCAGAAAUGGCAUAUCGGCGCUGGUGGUGCUAUCACCGUGCUCAGCGACGAGGAACAAGAAUGGGAAGAGAUGAUGACGAAACUGGAGAGCGUCCUCAAAGGCUUCAAGACGCACGGUGAUGUGGCUGGUCUUCAGGAACUGAUCGAGCGUCAUCGGAAUCCCUCAGGACCCCUUGAGCGAGAAAUUGCGAAGGAGAGACUUGAGAGCCUCGAGAGGGCGCUGGAAGCUUCCACACUUUGA
Exophiala spinifera is the source of this 2658-nucleotide messenger RNA. RefSeq lists its product as uncharacterized. The record is from RefSeq and is a predicted model, not a curated record. Gene Ontology annotation, biological process: L-tryptophan biosynthetic process. Bases 1 to 2658 code for a protein of 885 amino acids. The transcript has a single exon. Lineage: Eukaryota; Fungi; Ascomycota; Eurotiomycetes; Chaetothyriales; Herpotrichiellaceae.